This is a messenger RNA of Angiostrongylus costaricensis, 714 nucleotides long. Lineage: Eukaryota; Metazoa; Nematoda; Chromadorea; Rhabditida; Metastrongylidae. The record is from the annotation of a GenBank genome assembly.
AUGUCGAAUGGUACAUCGGUACCAGACACGCCGGGGACGAUCCGCACCGACGAUCUGAUGACCGACGAGGAUUUCGUCAAGGCCAUUGAGGCGAUGGGCAACGAAACCGAUACUGACAUCGGCGAACUGCUCAAUCAUAUGAAUAGAUAUGAGUUAUACUUUUUAUUCCUGAUUUCAGAAGCAAUGAAUGAGAAUCGAAUCAUCUCUUGGGAUGAAGCCGAACGUAUUCUCAUGGACACAAGCAGUGCUCCGGUGAAGAGCAGUUUACCGGAGCAGGUUCGUCCCACAGAACCUGACAAUGACACCGACGUCGACCAAUGCAUUCAGAAGCUGCUCGACAACGAUCCACACCUCAAAGAGAUCAAUCUUAAUAAUAUGAAGCGUACACCAAUUCCACAAAUACGACGACUAUUAGAGGCAAUGGCUUAUAACGAGCAUUGUGAACGAUUAUCACUGGCGAACAUGGGUCUGUACGACAAUGACAUAGCAGUGUUACUGACAGUAAUAGAGAUGAACACGGCGUUGAGAAAGCUUAACCUUGAGACAAACUACCUGAGUGGUGAUUUCUUCGCUAAGCUUUUCCGAGCUGCCCUAGUCAAUCAAACGCUGGAAGAGGUGAAAGCUGUUAAUCAGGUGACUUUGAAAGUUUCCUCGAUUUUUUUUCUUCACCACCUAAUCUUUUAUAUUUUUCUUUCCAUGAAAAUGCGCUGCUGA